UAAUUGCCUCAUCUUCCUCCUUGACUAGUGUUCUAAUAAGCUAUCAGACACAACCACGGAAAAAACGAGGAUGCUCCCUGGACUUUUCAAAUACAUUAUUCACUUAUGUAAUAGAGGGGCAUGAAGAGGAUAUCAAACCAAGAAAUCAAAACAACUGUUGCACGCUAUUAAUUUAUCAUCAAGGUCAGAAGAACCAUGGAACAUGCUUUUCCACCAUAAGUUAAAUUCACAUUCAGAGUAUCCACCAUUGCAGCUUUCUUUUGGUGCAGACAAUUGGUUUUUCCACCAUGGAGUUCUUACUAUAACUACCAUGACCUCCUUGAUCAACUCCCCAUAACAUAUCUGCCAUUAGCCCCAUUAGGCCAUUACUAUCCUCUAUUCUUUAUACAUACUCUGUUAGUUUUACAAUGUCUUGCCUUACCAUUUUAAGCAAGCAAGUUAGAAAAUUUUUGCCAAAGCUCAAAGUCUUGAGCAAUGAAAAGGAAUACAAGAAAAGAGACCCCAAGGUUUUACUUGCUGGUUUUGAUUGCAGCUCAUCUUCAUUUGCUUCCAUGGAAGUUUCUAGUCAGCUGAAGCAAGUGUUCAAGCUCAUUGACACAAACGGAGAUGGAAAAAUAUCAUCGCUUGAGCUCAGUGAACUGCUAUUGUCUUUGGGGCAGAAAAAGUCUGCAGCAAAGAAGGAAGCUGAUGCAAUGGUGAGGGAAUUGGAUCGAAAUGGUGAUGGAUACAUCGACUUUGAGGAAUUCAUGGAUGCUGUUGGAGUCAAUACAGUCCAAUUCAGUGACAAAGAAGAUGAGUUGAUGGAUGCAUUUGCCAAAUUUGAUUCUGAAAAAAAUGGAUUCAUAUCAGCCAAGGAGCUGCAGAAUAUACUGGCUGGUCUUGGUUAUGAUAAGUGCAGUCUCAUUGAAUGCUUCCUCAUGAUCAAAGGAGUUGACAAAGAUGGAGAUGGACUCAUAAAUUUUGAAGAGUUCAAACUCAUGACGACAGCAUACACUGCUUGAGAAUAGAGAACAAGAUACCAAGAGUUUCAACUUGCAAAUGCAUCAACUAGGGUGGACAAAUCCUCAAAAACAUCUAAGAAACGAAAUGCUUCUGUCAUUAAUCAUUCAGACUGAG
This is a messenger RNA of Theobroma umbraticum, 1116 nucleotides long. Lineage: Eukaryota; Viridiplantae; Streptophyta; Magnoliopsida; Malvales; Malvaceae. The record is from RefSeq and is a predicted model, not a curated record.